GCGCGCUAAACGAGUUCAAGGCUUUCGAAAACACGCUGUAAAGCUGCAACCGCUCAACGACAUUCAUUAAGUUUCGCGAGCCGCUACCGACAACAUUCCCAUCGAGCCACACACAACUAUUCUCACAUAUUCCAACCCAAAACAACAAUUUGGAUGCUGCGCACAAAACGCUACACCAAAACGGCGGUCGGCAAGGGUAAUUUGAUUGAUUUUCUAACCUACACGAUAAGAAUGGCAAGCAUACACUCAGCAGGCACGGAUGAAGUACACGAUGUGCCAAUGGCGGUCAUCAUUCGUCCCUUCAUGGCGGAAGUGGACGAAAACAAAGUGCAAUCAUUGAUGAAAACCAUCGAAGGCUACGAUACGGCUGAUCUGGUGCCGCCAAUAGACAUCUUGUGGAUCGAGGGACGUGAAGGCGGCAAUUAUUAUUAUUCAUUCGGCGGUUGUCAUCGGUAUGAAGCGCAUCGACGUCUUCAGAGGUCCACCAUACGCGCCAAGCUCAUUCAAUCCACAAUGGCGGAUCUCAAGUGUUAUCUGGGCGCAAGCACGCCGGACUUAAAAUAAACUAACAUAACAUAACCUCACUUUAGUCUUAAGUACACUUAAAUCUAAAUCUAGUCUAACGUAAACAUUUUAAGCAAUUUUAUUGUAUCACAGUGACUACUACGCAAACGCAACAUUAAAUUUUAAGUUUAUCAGGUUAAGUCUAAGUUUAGCGAGAAAAACAAAUGAAUAUUCAUUGUUUUUGUUAAUUUUAUCAAGGUUUUUCUGUAGCUCGACCUUGUAUUCACCUUAAUUCAUCGAUUAAUGAUUAAUAAGUAAACAACCGUGACGAUAUUAAUUAUCACAUUAUCAAAAUGAAUCAUUAUACAGAGUGUUCAAAUAUAAAAAUUAAUUUUA
Messenger RNA from Dalotia coriaria, 900 nucleotides. RefSeq names its product sulfiredoxin (gene Srx). Lineage: Eukaryota; Metazoa; Arthropoda; Insecta; Coleoptera; Staphylinidae. The coding region runs from base 154 to 564 and encodes 136 amino acids. Gene Ontology annotation, molecular function: sulfiredoxin activity. Gene Ontology annotation, biological process: cellular response to oxidative stress. The record is from RefSeq and is a predicted model, not a curated record. The transcript is spliced from 2 exons. Gene Ontology annotation, cellular component: cytoplasm.